This is a messenger RNA of Iphiclides podalirius (scarce swallowtail), 4944 nucleotides long. NCBI's taxonomy places the organism in Eukaryota, Metazoa, Arthropoda, Insecta, Lepidoptera, Papilionidae. The record is from the annotation of a GenBank genome assembly.
AUGUGCGAGGACACACCUGAGGAACGACAAAAUAAUGAGCUAGUAGCAUUAAAGUCCAUAUACGGCGAGGCUGUUGUAGCGCGAGAUGGUGAUGAGCAGAAUAACUGGGAGGAAACUGAUGGGAGUUGGAGACCUUUGGAUGUGGAGGUGACACUGCUGCCGCUGCACGAUUCUGCGGGUGCGCACUGUUCAGUUACGCUGCGUUUCCAGUGUUGUCGCAAUUAUCCAAACAAGCCCCCAAAAGUUACAGCAAAAAGUGUGCGCGGAUUAUCUGUAGAGAAUACAAAUAAGCUGAUAAAAGACUUGGAGACCCUCGCCUCUAGUCUAUGUGGUGAAGUCAUGAUAUUUCAGUUGGCUCAUCAUACCCAGCAAUUCCUUCACGAUCACAACAAGCCCACUCUGUCGUUCUACGAGCAGAUGGUAAAAGAGAAGAAUGAAUUGGAGGAGAUGAAAAAACGAGAUUUGCAAGUGAAAGAGAAUGAAGAAGCCAAGAAAGUGAGGGCUGAGCUGUUGAAGCGGCAGGAGACGCUGCGGGAGGCGGGGCGCGCGGCGGACGGGGCCGAGGACGCGCCGCGGCUGCUCUGGUCAAUAUUUCACAUGGCGCCCAUCUCGGCUUACAUUGGGCAACACUUGCGUGCAUCUCGUGGCUUGCGAUACGUGUGCCCCCCUCUGCAUGGUCCCAGACACAGCGACAACGAACGCUACGCGGAGAUGCGCGGUGCGCCGUGGGAAGGCGCCGCGGGCGACGGCGGCGCGGGGGGCGCGGGGGGCGCGGGGGGCGAGGGCACCUGCACGUGCACCGCGCACGGCGUCCGAGUGGUGCGCUUCUUCGCCUCCAACAGCAAGUACUACGUGGGCACCUGUCUGGGGCACUCGCGGCUGGGCAGCGUGCACUGGGCGCUGGAGGCGGCCGCCGGCGCGGCGUGCGCCGUGCGCCGCUGGGAGCUGCCCGCCGCGGCGGACGUGGCGCGCCGCGAGCGGCGGCUGCAGGCGCUGCGCCGCGACGCGGCCGUGCUGCGCGCGCUGGCGGUGCGCGCGGCGGCGGGCGCGGAGGGCGCGGGGGGCGCGCUGGCGCCCUACCGCGGCGUGCACGUGGCGGCGCGCGGGCCCCGCCACCAGCUGUACGCGGCGCGCGAGUUCGUGGGCGGCGUGUCGCUGCGCCGCUACGCCGCCACGGCGCGGGCGCUGCUCGGCGCGGUGGACGCGCUGCAGCUGGUGCGCCACGUGGCGCCGCCCGUGCUGGCCGCGCUGGCCGCCCUGCACUCCGCCGGCCUGCUGCACCGCGACGUGCACGCCGGCAACAUAUUCCUGCAGGACGGUGGCGCCGUCAGACUGGUCGGCGCCUGUAUCGAUGCGAGGGUGGUCGAACUGAUACGCGACGACGACUCGUGCGAUAUGCACAGCCGCUCCCAGGACGUGGCGAUGGCGGGCGCCACGCUGCGCGCGCUGCUGGCGCCGAGCGGGGAGCGCGCCCUGCCCUUGCCCGCGGCCGCGGCCGACUUCUUCUCCAGGUGCCUGGCGGCCGACGAGCAGUCGCAGUGGCCGGCCGAGCGGCUGGUGGCGCACCCGUUCCUGUGCGAGGCGCCCGAGAGGCCGCGCGCCUCGCCCGCCCCCGCGCAGCCGGAGGACGAGGAGGACAGCGCCAAGUUGAAGGACUUCGCCUUCGUUAACAACAGCUCUUCGCGCUUGUCCGAGGAAUUUGAAAUUUUGUCGUGGAUCGGAAAGGGUGCUUUCGGAGAUGUGGUAAAGGUGCGCAAUAAGCUGGACCGCGGCGUGUACGCGAUAAAGCGCAUCAAACUGAAUCCGCGGGACGUGGCGUUGAACCGCAAGAUCACGCGCGAGGUGACGCUGCUGUCGCGGCUGAACCACGAGAACGUGGUGCGCUACAACAACGCGUGGAUCGAGAGCACGAGCGCGCCGCCCGGCGCCCCGCCGCCCGCCGUCAGCAUCGAGUGGUCCAUGUCCAGCCGCCAGCCGCAGCCGCCGCGCGCCCCCCACGCGCCCCGCGACCACGCCCAGGACGCCGACGAUGUCGACGACGACGAAGACGACGAAGACGACGAAGACGACGACGAGGACGACGAGGACGACGACGAGGACGACGAUCCCGACCCUUGGACGCUCAGUCCAGAGGAGGAUUCGAGUGGCGUGGUGUUCCUAGAUGACGAUGAAGAGUGCAAGAGUGGCGCGGCUGGCUCGAAUCACGAUGGCGAGAAAGUGGUGACGAUGGAAACGUCCCAGAGCGCGACGGCGUCGAAGAGCUCCCAACUCGUCGAGAGCACGCAACAAGUCCUCUACAUUCAAAUGGCAUUUUGCGAAAAGCACACUUUGCGCCAAGCGAUCGACCAAGGGCUCCACGAGGACCCCGUGAGGGCGUGGCGGCUCUUCCGGGAGAUUCUGGAGGGCCUGGGCCACGUGCACAGUAAGGGAAUGAUUCACAGAGACUUAAAACCGGCUAAUAUUUUCUUGGAUUCCAACGACCACGUCAAAAUUGGUGAUUUUGGAUUAGCCACGAAAAUUUUCUCAAGGAUGUCAGCCGAUGAUAAAAGUAAAUCGCAAGAAGAAGGUGAAAGUGGACUCACUGGUGAGGUGGGCACCGCGCUGUACGUGGCGCCGGAGCUGCGCGGCGGCGGCGCGGCCUUCUACAACCAGAAGGCCGACGUGUACUCGCUGGGCGUGAUCCUGUUUGAGAUGUUCCACGCGCCGUUCGCGACGGGCGCCGAGCGCGUGGCCGUGCUGACGCGCCUGCGCCGGCCCGAGGUGGCCCUGCCCGAGAGCUUCCUCACUGAGCAGAACGAGAAGCAGGUCUACCUGCUCAGGUGGAUGCUGCGGCACGCGGUGGACGAGCGGCCCACGUGCGAGGUGCUGGCCGCCUCGCAGCACGUGCCGCGCGCCGUGCCGGGCGGGGCCCUGGCGGCGCUGCUGGCGCACGCGCUGGCCGAGCGCGGCUCGCGCGCCUACGCGCAGCUGGUGCGCGCCUGCCUCGAGCAGCCCGUCACGCCGGCCGACGACUUCUUGUUCCACGCGCCUCAGCGCAACGCCACCCGGGCCUCGCCCGCCCUGCUCAGCGAACUCGCCGACGCCGUGGUCAGCGUGUUCCGCAGCCACAGCGCGGAGGAGCUGACGCCGGCGCUGCUGACGCCGUGCUCGGGCCCGUGGGAGGGGCGCGCCGACGCCGUGCGCGUGAUGACGGCCUCGGGCGGCGUCUGCCACUUGCCCUACGACCUGCGCCUGCCCUUCGCCCGGAAGGUGGCGCACGAGGGGGUGCAGCGCAUGCGGCGCUACGCGGUGGGGCGCGUGUUCCGCGAGCGCGCCGGCUUCCACCCGCGCGAGGCGCUCGAGUGCGCCUUCGACAUCGUGGCGCCCGACCGCGGGUGCACGUGGGCCGACGCGGAGGCGGUGGCGUGCGCGGCGCGCUGCGCGGGCGCGCUUGGGCUGCGGACGCGCGCGCGGCUGCGGCUCGGCCACGGCGCGCUGCUACGGGCGCUGCUGCGCUGCGGCGGGCUGGCCGAGGCGCGCGUGGCGGCGGCGGCGGGCGCGCUGCGCGAGUUCUCGCUGGGCCGGCUGGCGCGGCUGCAGCUGCACACGCACCUGGCCACGCUGGCGCCGGGCGCGCGCCGCCUCGCCGCCCUGCUGCGCCUCGCGGACGCGGACGUGCCGCUGCACGAGCUGCCCGACCUCAUCGCGCAGGUGCAGCAGGACAAGUGGAGUCCCGUGCUGCAGCGAGCGAUGCGAGAGCUCGCCGAGGUGGAGAGUCGCGCCCGUGCGCUCGGCUGCGAUGUGCCGAUCUCCGUGGCGCCUCUACUGGCGCACGGUGCGGAGCAGCAUAGCGGCGUGUUCUGGCAGCUGGUGGUGCGCGAACCGGCGCAACGACUUCGCGAGCGGCACGUGGUGGCGGCCGGCGGAAGGUACGACGAGCUGGUGGAUCAGCUGGGGCGGGCGGCGCGCGUGGCGGAGCGCGGCGUGCGCGGCGCCGGCGCGGCGGUGGGCUUCUCGCUGUCGCUGGAGCGCGCCGCCGCCCUGCGGGGAGCUCCGGCGCCGCAGGUGAGCGUCGCCCACGGGGGGCGGAGGCCGUCCGUUGGGCGUCGAUUGCAACGCGCCGUUCCCGCUCUCCCGUCGGCCAGGUGCGUAAAGCGAAGGGCGGGAGUGCCGUCUGUCCAGCUGGCGGUGGCGGUGCGCGUGGGCGGGGCGGCGGGGCCGGCGGGGGCGGCGGUGGCGCGCGAGGCGUGGGCGCGGGGGCUGCGCUGCUCGCCCUGGCCGCCGGCGGCGGGCGAGCCGCGCGACCUGCUGCCCGCCGGCGUGCUGCUGCAGCCGCUGGCCGGCACCGUGCGCGUCGACUGCUGGGAGGGCACCAAGGUACGCGAACAAGUGCUGGCGCAGGCGGAAGCGCUGGAGUUGGUUCGCCAGAGGCUGCAACCCGCGCGUGCGCACGACGGGCCACCGAGCCGUAGCCUGUCGGUUGGUUGGGGUGGGGCAGGGGCAGGGGCAGGGGGAGGGGGAGGGGGCGGCAGCGGGGGAGGGGGUGCCGAGACGCCCACCGUGUUCGUCACCUUCGUGACCGGCGACGAGAAACUGAACAAGAAUUAUAGGAGACAGCUUGAGAAUCAAGUAUGCAGUCGUGAUUGUAGCGAGCGCGGUGCGCAGGUGGUGGCGAGCGUGUGCGCGCGCGUGGCGCAGGCGAGCGGGGCGCGGCGCGUGUGCGCGCUGGCGCUGGCGGCGGACGCGGCGCGGCUCUCGGCGCUGGCGGCGCUGCUGCCGCCGCUGCUGGCGCCGGCCGGCGGCGCCGCCCCGCCCGCCGCGCCCGCGCUGGCCGAGCUGCUGCCGCGGCGCGCCGACCUGCUGGCCGAGGUGCAGGCGGAGGCGGCCAAGGCGCUGCGCUCCGGCCCCGAGCCGCCGCUGCUCGCCCUCUACUCGAUCCCGGACGCCGCGUGCCGCCUGCUCCUG